AUGCUCGGCUGGGCGCUGAAGCGCAGUCUGGGAGGAGGACGCGACGCGCCGGAAGACGCAGACGACACGCAGUUGGAGCAGCCAGACACCCCGGCGCCCGUUUUUGCAGCACGCGCAUUCAAAAGCGCUCUGUUCGGAACGCCAGUACGGCGAGACGACAAUGCCAGGCGGCAGCUUGCGGAGAAACUCAGGGCCAACACCACUGUAGUCUCGAUCGUGCCGCAAGGUUCUUUCGAAGGCCGCACGUCGACAGAUGAGAAUGGCAACAAGAAUGGGCCGGACACAAAAGGCACUCCGCGAAAGCUGGCCGGGAUUCUCCUGACGCCAGGAACGGCAACGUCACGUCGGAAGCGAGUCUCGUUUGGGCGCGAGGUUGAGGCCGGCGAGAACGACAAGAAGAAGGAGCUCAGGAUCGACAGAGACGGGCGCGGGCGCGUGAAUCUGUUUGGCGACUCGGACGUCAAGGCGGCCAGCGAGCGGUCGCGCGCCCGACCACGCUCCAAGCUAGCUCUGGCUCUGGAGAAUGCCCACCGAUCGGGGGCCGAGACACGGAAGGAAGUGAUGGAUGAGCAGACGGAGGAUCUUCAGGCUCGCCUACAACAGGACACACAACAGGCUACGUCCACGACGGCGGCACGGGGGGGCGAGGAGGAGGAGGCUCUUUGGGAGGAGGUGGACGAUGUCGAAUGGGACCCGGAUGUGACAGUCGACCUCAAUGAGCCACACUCGCAGUCAGGACGAUACUGGAAGGCGCAGUUCCAGCGGUAUCAGGAGGACGCCAAGGCGGAGAUGAGCAAGCUGCUCAAGUACAAGCAGCUGGCAAAAUCGUACGCAAAGAUGAAGGACGCGGAGUCGAUGGACCUACACGCGAAGCUCAAGGAGGAGAAGGACAAGGUGGCCAAGAUGGAGAGUCACAUCUCGGAGUUGGCGCGGCAGAUUGCUCGCGGGCGGAUGAAGGGCAGCGACCACGACUACCAGGAGCUGAUCACGGAUCUGACACGGGAGACGGCGCUAGCGGUGCAGUACCGCAACCAAGUUAAGGAGCUGGAGGCGAUGUUGAAGGGCAACGAAGCGGGGAACCUGUUGGGCUAUCAGGAUCCAGAGGACCCGGUGAGCCCGAGCCCGGCGCCCGGACGGCGACGUCACCAGCAAGCGGGAUUGGGGCCGUCGCCUCGCACGCACCGAACGCUGCUGGAGACGCAGCGAGAGCUCCGACGGGCAAGGGACCAGGCGAAGGACCUGGUGCAGGCUAAGGAGGAGGCGCGGCAGCUGAAGAGCGAGCUGCGGGCAGCGGAGCAGCGGGCACGCAAGUACGAGAACGAGAGCAAGGCGCUGGCAGCCGAGCUGGCGUCAGCGGAGGAGACGGUGCAGGCGGCAGAGGCGAAGACGCAGGACCUGGAGAAGCGGGCCAAGUUUGCAGAAGAGGAGCGGCGACGAAAAGACGAGGCACUGCGGCAGCUGCAGCGACGAUACGACUCACUCAAGGACGACGCCAAGGCGCGAGUGGGAGAGGCCGAGCAGGUGCUACGGCGGAAGAACGACGAGAUUGCCGAGCUCAAGGAGAAAGCGGCCCGGAGCGAGGAAGAUAUGGUGGUGAGGACGACAGCACAGACGAUGCGGCGUCACGAGUCGGUACGAGCAUCAAAGCGUCGGACAGCAGAAGCAGAGGACGAUUUCGCGAUCCGACUAGACGACCUGCACGACGACACGAUGGAGGAGCCAGAGCUGCCGCGACAGCGUCUGUUGGGGAGCAACAAGGAAAACGAGUGUCAGCAGGAGCAGCAGGAUACAUUUGCGGCAGCAAGAGCGGUGGCAUCACGACGGCGACCCAAAUCGAUGACGUUUGAAGACAGCGCGGGCGCUGGCGGGCUUCGGCGGCGACGGGGUGCCGAUGCGCUGCGCACGAUUGACCAGCCGCGGGUAGACGAGCGUGUGCGGUCAGCGGCAGCGACGGCGAUGGUAGCAGCCAAACGGUACUCGUAUGCUGGGGGUGACGAGCCAGACAUUGACCUUCUUGGGAACCGGUUUGCGCGUCUAGGCGAGACAGCCGGCGAAGCCGAAACCAAGAGGGAGGAGACGGAGCAGCUCAAACACAGGCAGCAUAUGCACCUGGCGGCGGCAGACACGCCACGGGCUUCGAUAUCAUCGGAGCGCGUGGCGGCAGCUCUGGCAAGGGUGGAGAAGAGGCGGGCAGAGCGGCGACGAACGUUGGCAGACAGCGUGCUGCUGGUGCUGGGUGGUCCUGGUGGCAGCGCCGAUGAAGGGCUUGCAGCGGUCGACCAGGAGAUUGCCGAUCUGGAGGCGCGUCUACGAGCGGCCAAGCAGCGACGGGCAGAGGGAAUGGGUCACUUUUACCUAUUGCUGUCGGACUCGGCGCUGCCACUGGGCUCAUUUGCCUUUAGCAGCGGACUCGAGUCGUUUCUGGCACACAGCAAGACGCAAGGCCAUCGAGCAGGCGAUGCCGCAUCGCUGGACCGGUUCCUUCCGCUGUCCGUGGCAUCGUAUGGCGCAGCCAGCCUGCCGUUUGUGUUGGCAGCGCACGAUGCGGUGGGGGUGACGAAGACGAUGACGACGACCCUCUCUGACAGCCUCGCACAGCUUGACGACAUAUACGACGCCACUAUCAUCUGUACUGUUGGUCGGCGUGCCUCCGUGGCCCAGGGUCGCGCCCUGCUGUCGGUAUGGGAGCGAGCCUUUGCACCGGCGCUGGUGGCGGCCGGCCAGACGGAUCCGCUGCGGCUGUUUGCGCAGCUCGUCAAGGGUACUUCAUCUUCAUCCACUUCCAUCCUCGAUGCUGCUCCGUCUCCUCACCUCCCGCCGCUCUUUGGCGCCGUGGCCGGACUCGCCGGGCUCGACCGCCGCCAGACGGCCGACGUGUUCGUGUUCGCCCACGUCCGGGCACUCGUGUCGGCGGCCGUGCGCGCCAGCCUGAUGGGCCCGUACCAGGCACAGCGGCUGCUCGCAUCAGAGCGCGUGCGCGUGCUCGUGGCCGCGGCCGUCCGUCGGUCGUGGGCCGUGGCCGUCGAGGCUGCCGGACAGACGGCACCGGUCGUGGACCUCUUGAUGGGCCGGCAUGAACUUUUGUACUCGCGGAUCUUCAACAGCUAG
Grosmannia clavigera kw1407 is the source of this 3108-nucleotide messenger RNA. Its product is annotated as urease accessory protein. The transcript is spliced from 4 exons. The record is from RefSeq and is a predicted model, not a curated record. Lineage: Eukaryota; Fungi; Ascomycota; Sordariomycetes; Ophiostomatales; Ophiostomataceae. Gene Ontology annotation, molecular function: nickel cation binding. Bases 1 to 3108 code for a protein of 1035 amino acids.